AUGGCCGAGGCGCUCGCUGGAGCUGUUGCCGUCGAGCAGGUCGUCUCGACUGCUGUGGAGGCGACUGCCGUUGCUGCCCUCACCAAACCAACGCAGCCUUUGAAAGGGUCGUUGUCGCAGAUUGCAGCCUUUCCUGCCAACGAUGGCCAGCUUUCGCUUUCUCGAUACAAUCACACCAUCACCGUCAUCGAAGGCAAAGCCUACAUGUUUGGAGGCCAGAAGCAGGACAGCCAGCUCUGCUCCGUCAACAUUCAUGCUCUUGCGAUCCCGACCACAGGCACUGCCGCGACCAGCGAAUAUGCGUGCUACCCCGCGCUGGCGAUGAAGGACGUCGACACGGGCGAGAUGCUUGUGCCGGCUCCGCGCACUGAACACGCCGCCUGCGCCCGCGGUCAGUACCUCGUCAUCCACGGCGGUCGGGACACAACGGGCGCUGUCAUCGAUGAGGACUGCAUCUGGCUCUGGGACUCGCGCGCCCUGAGCUGGUCUCGCAUCCAGGCACCGAGCCAAAUCGGCAAGAGGCUGUCCCCUCGAUACGGCCACCACAUCUUUCUCGCCGAGCAGGAAGAUGUCCUCGUCCUGCACGGAGGCCGUACUGGACCAGAGAGUCCGGCUGACAAUGAGACGUGGCUCUUCACGUUCGACAUGCUGGCGUGGACGAAACUACCAUCGGCUCCGGCGGCCCCGAUGGCAGCCGCGUUCGUGGACCGCGUCUUGUACACAGUUUCGAAGGGCGUGAAUACGCCUGGCGCGAUAAACUUCCUCGACAUCAGAGGCAGCGCGGCGGAUCGGGAGAGGGCCGAUGCGCUGGAAUGGCAGACAGUGGACUAUGCAGUCAGUCCGCUGACCCCUGCCCCCGAACCACGUGAAGGCGGCGCCCUCGUGCCAAUCACGACCGGAGUGGGCCGGAAUUACCUUAUUUACAUGUUUGGCUACUCUGACGGCGCAUUGGCUGGAGAGGGAGACUUCUAUUCAGACAUCUGGUCACUACAGGUGCCUAGUCGGGGACUCAGUGCCGCGGCUCUGAAGGACGCCAUCCGCGAGAAGCUGCCGCGGGCGGGAUCGGGAGAGUUCGGCUGGGCUGAGGUUGAAAUCGUGCCAGUGGAGAAGGACAGCGGGGGUGGCAAGGCGCAUCCGGGACCACGAGCGUUGUUCGGUGCCGCUGCCGCUGGGGACGCAAGCUUGGUCUUCUGGGGAGGUAUCAAUGGCGGUGGCGGUGGGAAUGAAGAAGACAGCUGGCUCCUUCAGAUACAUUGA
Messenger RNA from Verticillium nonalfalfae, 1257 nucleotides. RefSeq lists its product as uncharacterized. The record is from RefSeq and is a predicted model, not a curated record. The coding region runs from base 1 to 1257 and encodes 418 amino acids. Lineage: Eukaryota; Fungi; Ascomycota; Sordariomycetes; Glomerellales; Plectosphaerellaceae. Gene Ontology annotation, molecular function: protein binding. The transcript has 2 exons.